Molecule: messenger RNA, 3324 nt
Organism: Candoia aspera
Lineage: Eukaryota; Metazoa; Chordata; Lepidosauria; Squamata; Candoiidae
Product: zinc finger protein 398-like
Exons: 9
Coding region: 253-2094 (613 amino acids)
Biological process (GO): regulation of DNA-templated transcription
Source: RefSeq, a predicted model, not a curated record
GGCUUUGCGGCAGCGGAGACAAAGGCGGCCCCGCGGGAGCGCCGGGGGGGCGGUCGCGGCCAGACAGCUCAGAGGUAUAAGUCUCCCCCCGCUGUGCCCUCUCCCCUCCCCUCAGCUUUUUUUUCACAUUCCCCACCUUUGGCAGGUUAGCCUCAGACAGGAAGAGCUUGUAAAACCAGUUGUGGAGUGCAAGGCCUUGGAGUCUGCCACGCCCCUGUCUCAACAGAUUUCAGACCUGGGUGUGAUGGGGAAAUGAAGGUCUGGAACUCGGAAGCAUCUGCUGGGUCAGCCAUGUCUGCGGGUGAAGCCAAGGAUGCCGUGAUGGAUUCUCACAGCGCCCAGUUGCUCCAUCUGGAGCAGAGGAUGGUGGCAGCCGAACAGAAGUGGAUGGGCUGUGAGAAAGCCAUGAUGGAAAUGGGGAGCCAGCUGGAGAGCAAGCUGGCUGUGUUAGGGACCAUCUUGGAGAAGAACAGCCUGUUGCAGAGGAGGCUGGACAACCUGGAAAGCCUCUUGAAGAACCGAAACUUCUGGAUCCUGCGAUUUCCUCCAGGAUUUAAAGGAGACAUCCCUAAGGUGCCGGUGACCUUCAGUGAUGUUUCAGUCUGUUUCAAUGAACAGGAAUGGAGGAACCUAGAAGAGUGGCAGAGAGAGCUUUAUAAAACUGUCAUGAGAAGCAACUUGGACAUGCUGGUCUCGCUGGAUUAUGCCAUUUCCGAGCCUCACGUCCUAUCCCAGAUGGAGCAAGGGGAGAAAAUGUGCACAGAGGAUUCAGAAGUCUUGGAGGAAAGGGAAAUGCCUAAGAAUCCCAGCUGUGAGGGUUCCCCAGUUGAUGUGGCAGAUGCUUCUUCUGGAGAUGGGGAAGCCGAGGAAGAAACUAAUCUGUUUGUUGAUGUGGCAGAUGCUUCUUCCGGGGAUGGGGAAGCCGAGGAAGAAACUAAUCUGUUUGUUGAUGUGGCAGAUGCUUCUUCCGGGGAUGGGGAAGCCGAGGAAGAGACUAAUCUGUUUGUUGAUGUGGCAGAUGCUUCUUCUGGGAAUGGAGAAGCUGAGGAAGAAGCUAAUCUGUUUGUUGAUCAGGAGAAUUGCUAUGAAAUGAGCUUCAUUGAUAGCUCUGGCCUUGAAUAUCAGAUUGUUCGUCAUGAUAUUAAGGAAGAAAAAGAAGAACUGCAUAUUAAAGAAGAACCAUGGUCUCCUGGAAGCCCCAGCAGUGAUGAAUAUCCACCUGUUCAAGUCACCAUUAAGCAAGAAGAGGAGUUAUGCACUGAGGAUCAGGAGGGUUUGGUUUCACUUGCUGAACACACGGCGCUACUCCAGUCUGUAGAAGAGGGACAGAAGACUCCAUCAUCCUUGAUGGCCUGUAGGAAUGCUCUUCUGCAUGAUGCCACAGAUGACUCUGAGCAGAAAGAAGCAUAUGCAAAAGGGUGCCUUGUCCAGUGUGACAGAUGCAGUAAGAGCUUCGUGCACCAGGAGACCUUGACUGAUCACCAGUAUAGCCGCAAGCGAAAAUUCCAGUGCACAGAAUGCAACAGGAGCUUUGCUUUCCAGGGACAGCUGUCUCAGCACUUGCUGAUACACGCACCUGGGACACAGUUCCAUUGUACCGAAUGUAAUUUGUGUUUUUCAAGCCAAAAGGCUCUUAGUGUGCACGAGCGUGUUCAUGCGGUGGAUUGGCCACUGCACUGUUCUGCAUGCAACAGAACAUUUAUGGACACAGCAGCAUUUGACCAGCACCAGCUAUCUCAUGCGCCAGGCCAGGUUUGCCGGUGUGUGGAGUGCAGUGUUUACUUUACUGAUCCAGCAGCUUUGGCAGAACACAAGCGAAUGCACUCAGAAGACUGGCCUUUCCGGUGUGCUCAGUGUGACCGAACUUUUGUGCACCAGGGCUUGCUGUUGGAACACCUUCAGAAUCACAGCAGGACAAGGAGUCGCCGCUGCCAUAUCUGUGGCUCAUGGCUUUCCUACAAGGGAGUGCUGAAGCAUACUGGGGCUCAGUUGUAUCACUGCAAGAAGUGCAAUACUUCUUGCCAGGUUCAGGGGUCUGACUCGGUGACUAUGAGCUAUAAAAAGACAAAUAAGCCAGGCAAAGCUAGUUCUUAGCCCUCCUUAGGAUGUAUCCCCAGUAUGAAAAGAUCAGAUACAAAGAUUAUUUUUGUGGAUUCCUGUUCUUUAAGAUGAAACAGGGCAGUUAAGAAAAGUAUGAAGAAAUGCACUUGGAAUAUAUGGUGAUAGCAUGAAAGUCCCCUUAGCAAUGAACAUUCUCCAUGAUUAGGCAACUCUGGAUUGGUCCAGAAAGGAUUUUGCUGUGGAAUAAAAUAAACCCCUGCUCCUAUUAGCAGUGGAAUAUAGAGGAUGCCUCUUUAACCUACCUGCAGUCUCCUCCCUUCCCCCAGCGUGCCCAAAUUUGAUUUUUCUUGUGAUCAGGUUGGCAGUUUCCUUCCGUUGACCAUUGAAUUAGUGUUGGAAAUUGCUACCUCUUGCAUUGUGUAAUGGCUGCUUUGCUGUCUGUACAAUAGGUUUGCUGCUGCUUAGGCAUGCAAUAAGAGAGGAGCUUGUGGCAAUUGGACUGCUACUAUUGCCAUCAAACCCAGUUAUCCAACUCACCUUUUUGUUUUCACUCCAUAGAGGAUCCAUAUCUGUUGCCUGUUGGGACUUUCUCAUGAUAGCUUACCAUAGUCACAUUAGAAGGAAUAUUCUGAAAAGUUUCAUAAUGGUCAGGUAGUAAAUGGUUGACCGAAAAACUUUCUUUUCUGGCUAAGACUUAGUUACAAGCUAAAUCUGGACAUAUAAUCCCUGAAACAUUUUCUGAUUUUGCUAUCAUACAUUUAUAAAUACUCAGUACUCUUCCUAUGCUAUAUUUCAGCUUUCCUUGGUCUGAGCUUUUCCAUGUGUGUAGACAACAGCAAAGUGGGCUGGAUGUAUGUGAUGUAAUCCAACAUAUCCUGAGGAUUUCAGGUUGGAGAAGGUGGCUUUAUUUUUUUACUUCUUGUCAGGAAGAAUAUGUUAGCGUUCCCACUUCUGGAGUUACUAUAUUUUUUGUUCCUGAAGCAGUCACUAAGAGGUUUCAGUUCAUCAUAUGCUAAAAGAUUAUCCUGUGUGCUUACUCCCUCAUGAUUUCCUUGGCUCAUUAAUUCUCCUAAAGGCUCUUCCUCAUUUAAGAAAUAUACCAAACUGUACUUUUUCCAGGGUGAUGGUGCGUUGGUUGAUUUUUCUGAAGAAACUGCUUUAUAGUAAGGCAGAAAUCAACUUGCCUCCAUCAAGUACUUCAUUGCUUUUGUGAGUGUUUUAAUAUUUGCUUCGUCAUUAAAUGGUUACUUCCUUCCAAAAUAA